UUCCAAACAAACAAGCAAGCAAGCAAGCAAGAAAACAACCGGCAAACUCUCAGCUGAAAAUUCCUGGAAGCGUGGCAGUGGGCAUAUCCUCGAAUUCGUUUUAAUGCGAGACACAAUUAACCGCAAUAACGAUAUAUUGACAUGGGGACGGUGCGGAUUUGUGUGUGCGGCGACGAAGGAACGGGGAAGUCCAGUCUAAUAACUUCUCUCGUCAAGGGGGUCUUUAUCACAAAUAAGAUCCAGCCUGUCCUUCCUCAAAUCACCAUUCCUCCGACCAUCGGCACUCCUGACAAUGUGACUACAACCACCGUGGUAGAUACCUCCGCCCUUCCGCAGGAACGAGCAAACCUGGCUAAGGAAAUACGAAAAUCAAAUGUUAUCUUACUGGUAUACUCGGACCAUUACAGCUACGAGAGAGUUGCUCUAUUUUGGUUGCCAUACUUCCGCUCUUUGGGUGUCAAUGUCCCGGUCGUGCUAUGUGCCAACAAGUCGGAUCUCGCCCCUGAGGGGAACGAGGCCCAGGUUGUGGAGGAUGAAAUGCUUCCGGUAAUGGCAGAAUUCAAGGAGAUUGACUCUUGCAUUCGAACCAGCAGUAGAGAACAUCGGAACGUCAAUGAAGCAUUCUUUCUGUGUCAAAAGGCCGUCACACAUCCCAUCGCGCCCCUCUUCGACUCCAAGGAAUCGGCUCUGAAACCCGCCGCCGUUAGCGCACUCCAUCGAAUCUUCUAUUUAUGUGACAAGGAUCGUGACGGAUAUUUGAGUGACAAGGAAAUUGCCUCUUUUCAGGCAAAAUGUUUUGGUAAAUCCCUCAGGGAGGAGGAUUUGGACCAUAUCAAGGAGACGAUACGCAGAUUUGACCCGGAUGCUGUUACGCCUGCUGGAAUUAGCGUGCGGGGCUUUUUACAACUUAAUAAACUCUAUGCGGAAAAGGGCCGCCAUGAAACAAUAUGGAUCAUACUGCGGACAUUCAAAUACACGGAUAACCUGUCUCUUCAAGAAGACUUCCUCCACCCUCGCUUCGAAGUUCCUCCCUUUGCAUCCGCGGAACUGUCUCCAGCUGGGUAUCGUUUCCUUGUCGAUUUGUUCCUUCUCUCAGACAAGGAUAGCGAUGGCGGACUCAAUGACACGGAGUUGGCUUCGCUGUUUGCCCCAACCCCCGGCCUACCCACCUCCUGGAUAGAAGGGGCGUUUCCCUGCUCAACUGUACGAAACGAGGCUGGCCAUGUGACUUUGCAGGGCUGGCUCGCACAAUGGAGUAUGACGACGUUUACAUCACCAAAAACCACACUCGAGUACCUUGCUUACCUUGGAUUCGAGUCAUCCGAUCGAGGGAACCCGACAACCACUGCGGCACUGAAAGUGACCAAACCCCGGAAAAAGCGACGACGUCCUGGCCGCGUUGGCCGUAAUGUUGUCAUGUGUCAUGUCCUCGGAGCGCCAGCCUCGGGUAAAUCAUCCCUCCUCGACGCAUUUCUCUCCCGUGGCUUCAGCUCAACAUACCACCCAACCAUCCAACCACGUACCGCAGUGAAUACCGUGGAAUUGCCCGGCGGCAAACAAUGUUACCUCAUCCUGGAUGAGCUGGGUGAGCUGGAACCUGCCCUUCUGGAAAACAAGACCAAACUUCUGGACCAAUGCGAUGUUGUCGCUUACACAUAUGACUCUUCUGACCCGGAUUCUUUCGCCUACAUCCCGGCGCUGCGAAAUAAAUACCCACAUCUCGAGGAGGUACCAAGCGUUUUCGUUGCACUCAAAGCGGAUCUGGACCGGACUACGCAGCGAGCAGAGUUUCAGCCAGACGAAUACACCACCCGGCUAAACAUGCCAGGCCCCCCUUUGCAUGUCAGCGUAACGUGGAAUUCUAUUCAGGAACUGUUUGUUCACAUUGCGGAAGCAGCGAUGGAGCCUAACACGGCAUUUCCACGAACCGAAGAAGAUGUUGAAGGGAAAUGGAUGGCUUGGGGGAUUGCAAUUGGGGCGGUCGUCUGUGCUGGAGCGGCCGCGGUGGUAAUAUGGCGCAGAGCUACGGGUGGCGUGAAUUGAGCCGCCCACUGGGCCAUUGGCCUGUUGGUUUUCUUUUUCUUCUUUUCUUCUUCUAUUUUUUAUGUACUAGGGAGGCGUCUACCAGCGGAAUAUAUCUGCCUUAUUUAUGCGGCUAUAUCUCUGGAGCUAACCUCUAAUAUACCUAUAUGCAGUUUACGAUACCUAUGUGUGAAUUAAUCAUGUACACUACCAUAUAUAUAUAUAUAUUUCCCCGUCAGUAAUUACAGUUCUUAAAACGGGUUGGUUUCCUAUAUAUUCGUAUUAUUACUGUACAUAGUACUUUAUAGUUAUAUUCCACACAGUAGUUACAUCACGUGCAAUUCGCCG
Molecule: messenger RNA, 2370 nt
Organism: Blastomyces dermatitidis ER-3
Lineage: Eukaryota; Fungi; Ascomycota; Eurotiomycetes; Onygenales; Ajellomycetaceae
Product: mitochondrial Rho GTPase 1
Exons: 2
Coding region: 142-2043 (633 amino acids)
Biological process (GO): small GTPase-mediated signal transduction; regulation of mitochondrion organization; mitochondrion organization
Cellular component (GO): mitochondrial outer membrane
Molecular function (GO): GTPase activity; GTP binding; calcium ion binding
Source: RefSeq, a predicted model, not a curated record